Molecule: messenger RNA, 4603 nt
Organism: Stegodyphus dumicola
Lineage: Eukaryota; Metazoa; Arthropoda; Arachnida; Araneae; Eresidae
Biological process (GO): regulation of transcription by RNA polymerase II
Cellular component (GO): nucleus
Molecular function (GO): DNA-binding transcription activator activity, RNA polymerase II-specific; RNA polymerase II cis-regulatory region sequence-specific DNA binding
Source: RefSeq, a predicted model, not a curated record
CGAUAUUUACGAUUAGCUGGGCUAGUCUGAAAAUUUAAUAUGUUAGAAAAGUGAUCUGUUAUUAAAAAGCUUUAAUUGAAUACGGCGGACAGAUAAGGUAUUACAGGUAGAAGAGUUUCACAGAUUUGACUGAAAGGAAAUUGCAUGUGAAGAUUAACAAACGUUUUUUUUUAAAAAUGUCUUUUCCGAUAUUGGAGAAUAAAAUAAAGGUACUUCCACAUUCAUGUUUCAUCUGUAGCAAAGCAUUUGUCCGGAAAAAUACACUUUUAAAGCAUUAUCAUGAGCAUCCGAGAGAACUUGGGUUGAAUUUGGAACGGUUAGAGGAAGAAAGAGCAAAAUAUUUAGCAAAAAAGAAUUUAAAUAAUCCAAAUCCUUCUAAUAUUCUUGGGAAUGGCUUGGAAAAUAAUUAUAAUGGAAUGACUGAAGAAUGCAUCCAAAAUGCUCAAAAUAGUGACCAAAAUGGAGAUCAAAAUGUAAUUCAAAACCUUGAUUCUAAUGAUAUUAUUGUUACUAGUUUAUAUUCAAGUAAUAUAAUGGUUCAAAACUUGGAUCCUAUUAAUAUAGUUCAACAUAUUGAUCCAGCAAAUAUAAAUCCCACUCUUGAAUCUGAAAGUUCUUUUGCAUUAGAAAUUCUUCCAGAUAAAGAAACUCAUGAAUGCAGUGAGUGUGGUGCCAGUUUUUCUGCUGCUAGUAGUUUGAAAAGGCAUUCUUUGAUCCACAAUAAAAAUCAAACUUUUCCAUGUGAUAUUUGCAGUGAGAGUUUCCCAUCAAAAAAUGAACUGAAAAGUCAUUAUGUUAUUCACAAUACUGUUCGUCCUUAUUUGUGUUUAAUUUGUGGUAGAAGUUUUUCUCGUAAAUUUGAUUUGUCAAAGCACAGGUUGACACACGCUUUGAAAGUUUGUAGGAUUUGUAAUGAAAGUUUUGAGUCAAAGGCAUUACUGAAACAGCAUUACCGUGUUCAUAAAGAUCAAAAAGUAGAAAUAUGUGACAUAUGUAAUGAACAAUUUUCUAAAAAGAGUGAAUUGCAAAAGCAUCGAUUAAAACAUACUGGAAAUGAACCAUAUGUUUGUGAAGUUUGUAAUGCUGGUUUUUUCAAAAGAAGUGCUCUUAAAAUGCAUUAUUUAAGUCACCCUAACGAGAGACCCUUUGUUUGUGACAUUUGUAAUGAGAGUUUUGCCGAGUAUUCAGAUCUUGAAGUUCAUAAAAAUGAGCAUGCUACUGCUCCUUUGUUUGCUUGCAAAGUGUGUGAUGAAGCAUUUACAGUUAAAUCUGAUUUGCAAAAACACAAACAAACACACAGCAAAAAACAAAUUUUUUCGUGCAAAGAUUGUAAUAAAAAAUUUAAGAGCAAAACUGAGCUCCAAGAACAUAAGCAUACACAUACCAAGAAGAAAAUAUAUGUUUGUAAUGCAUGUAAUAUUGCAUUUCAAAAGAAGGACAAAUUUGAAGAGCAUAAAAGGAAUCAUAAUAAGAGAAAGUCUGUGGUGUGUGAAAUAUGUGAUGAAAAUCUGAAGCAAGAUGAAUAUGAAGAUCAUAUGCUAAUGCACAACGAAGGUAAAACUCACACAUGUAGAGUUUGUAGUGAAAGUUUCAUGUUUAAAGAUGAUUUACUAGCUCAUUCUCGUACUGCACAUGUCAAAGAUAAACCAUUUGCUUGCAAUCUCUGCAAUGAAAGCUUUGAAUUCAAGAGUGAUCUUCGUGAACAUAAGCAAGUUCAUGCCCAGAAGAAAAACUACAGCUGUAAAGUAUGUCACCUAUCAUUUAAUUUGAAAUCUGAACUUGUUGAACAUAAUAAAACUCCGUGUAAGAAAAAACCUCACUGUUGUAAAACAUGUGGUGAAAGGUUUGCUCUUAAAGCUGAACUUCAGCAGCAUGAAAACAGUCAUAAAGAAGAUAAUGAAUAUGACCAUUAUGCAUGCAAAUCCUGCUUUAUGUAUUUUGAUUCAAAGUUUGAGUUGUCUGAACAUACACCAUCUUGUCCCCAAAAGAAGCCUCACUUAUGCAAAAACUGCAAUCAGAGAUUCAAAACAAAAGAAGAACUCCUAGAUCAUAAGAAGAUUCACAGCAGACGACAGCCAUUUAUCUGCAAAGUUUGUAAUGAAGGGUUCAAGGUUAAAGAAGAUUUGGAAAGUCACAAAAAAAUCCACAACACAAAUCCUACAUAUCCUUGUAAUAUAUGUGAUAAAAUUUUCAUGCAGAAAGAAAGUUUGAAAGAACAUAAAUUAAGCCAUGAAGGUGAAAUUGCAUAUAUAUGUAGUGUAUGUGAAGCUACAUUUGAGAACAAGGCUGAUUUUAAAGCCCAUCGUGAAACACAUGAUGUCAUUAUUCAUCAGUGUAAAGUAUGUAAUGAAACAUUCAGCAUGAGAAAAGAUUUAAAACGACAUUAUUUAAAGCAUAUCUUAGAAAGACCAAAUUUAUGUCGUAUUUGCAAUGCAAAUUUUGAACAAUGGGGUGCCCUAAGAACCCAUUACCUUACUCAUACAAGAAAUUGAUUUUUUAAAGUGAAUUUUAUCUAUGCAAAUACCAUAUUGCCUCCUUUUGAGUUCUGUAAGGCAUUAAUUAAUAACAAAAUUUAUUGCAUUAGUUUAUAAGUAUUUUAUAUGUGUAUAUUUUAGAAUGACAUUUAGAAAUCAAACAUCGAAUUGUUUACGGUUUGAAAACUGGAGAAACAAUUUGGUUUAUUCUGUCAGUUAUCACACAAAAAAUCGUCCCGAUACUUCAGGAAUGAUCAAAAUUAAUAUUUCUGUUGAAGCUUGUUACUAGAAGGUUUUUGCGAUUACAAUACUUCGUUUGCUUCGUACAAGAAAAUAAAAACAAGUUCACUUUCCCUUUUAAAUGGGCAUAUUCUGGUAAAUUUAACAAGCAGCAGUAUUAGUUGAAAUGACAUCAUGAAUUUUACAGUGUACUAGCAUUAAGUUAUGUUAAAUUUCUUGGCAAGAGUCAUAACUUUUAUAGCUCUGAUCAUUUAGCGUAAAUGCAUAGUUGCCAACACUUCCCGCUUUUUCGAUAUUCCCAGUAGAUCACCAAAUCUGUCAUUUUGUUUAAAUUGUUAGUUUUUAUUAGCAGAAGUGUUUAUCGGUAAUGACUCUUAAAUUGUGCUCAUUUUAAAUUUCAUUACUGAAUUAAUGAAGCUUAAAUUGUGCAGAUUACAACCCAUCACCCCUAGUGAUAUUCAGCAGACAUUUUUGUAUUAAAUUUUUGAUGUGAAUUGUCUUAUUGCUGACAUUUGUAAAACUUAACAUCAGAUUGAACCAAAUACUUAAUCAUUAAAUCAUCAUUUUAUAUUAAUGUUUAGAGUCAUUAGGCUCAUUUCAGAACAGGAAACGAAAAAUGUCAAAUUCAAAAAUUUUAUUUCCGUCAUACUUAAAAAGUACUUUGAUAAAUUAAAUCUUUCCUUUCCUAUUCUGAAUUUUUACAGUAUAAAAGCAUAAGAAAAUUACAAAAUGAAAUUAAUCCAAGAAUUUAAAAUUAAGAAUAUGUAAUGAAAUAUGAACAUAUUUUACAUUAGAAACAUAUUAUGAGUAAUUAAAUAAAGUGAAUGAUUGUCUUAAAGCGAGUUUAAAUCAAUUUUGAGUUCUGUUAAAAUGGUGCCACUAUGCAGCGCAAAAACUUCAAACUCCCGGUUUCGCUUAUUUCAAGCUUGGCAGCUAUGAUAAUUGUACUUAAGCUCAGCUUAUGUUAUAAUGCAGUUUGUGCCAUUGUUAACUUCUGUUUAUACUUUUGUAAUUCUAACGUUAUAAGUCUCCAUUUGUGAUAUGCUAUAGUGUGAAUGUAGCCUAAAGUGGUAAAUAUCUGUGUUGAUAUAUCUUUACCGGUCACAUAAAAUGUUAAUAUUAAAGAAUCCAGAAAUCCCAAGUUUCUUUUUAUUGUAUAUUUCUAAGUAAUUUUAAUGUUGCAUUAUUUUUGUAAUAAUUGUAUUAUGUCUAAGAAAAGCACCGGUAAACUUGUGAGCCUAAAAAGUGUAAUCGCUGCUAAAAUGGGGGGGAGGGGAAUUAAAUGAGUAGAUUUAAUAUGUUUCUUUUUUUUUAAUAUUGCAAUAAAUACAGAUUUUUAUGAGCUCUCUAGGCAGUAUCGAAAUUUAUUUUUUCUUUGUAAGUAUCUAAAAUUAAGUAUUUCAGAAUUCUGUUGGUGAAGUAUGUAAAUAAAUAUAAUAUAUAAUACAGAUAAAUUAAUAAAUAAUGAAUGUAAAUGAAAUGUUGGCUUUAAAUCGAAACACAAUUAACAGUAAUGCAUUGCUGCCAACUCUCCCAGUGUCAUCAGAUUUCCAGUUUAUUUUUACACAUAUCCUGGUUUUCAAUUUUUCGCAUUACUAAUGGAAGUGUUUUUCAGCAAUAAAACUUGUACAGGAUAAGUUUCAUUGUAGAAUUAAUGAAACUUAAAAAAAUUUUCUUCUCCCACCCUUUGUGGUCUUCAGCAUAAUUUUUCUUAUUAAAUUUUAUUUGAUCUGAAUGGUCUUAUUCUACUGUAGACAUUUAUAGAACUAUGUUUAAACUGUAAGUAUUUUGUAUUUACUUUUGUUUUAAUAGAUAUAUGGUGCAUUACUAAUUUUAUCUGUGCAAUAAUAUGUACAUUAAUUAUAACCUUGUGGAAAAUGUUCUUUAAA